UGGCGUUUCUACCAUUCAGAACAGCAGCUGCAGCUUCAGGGAUCUUUUUGUUUUUAACUCUACGACAAUGAGUGAAUCACUGGUGGUGUGUGACGUGGACGAAGAGCUGGUUAAAAAGGUGAAGAAGUUCCGUCUGCGGAAGGAGACCGAUAACGCGGCCAUCGUUAUGAAGAUUGAUAAAGAGAAGCAGCUGGUUAUCCUUGAAGAGGAACAUGCGGAUAUUUCUCUUGACGAUCUGAGGGAUAUACUGCCCGAGAGACAGCCCAGGUUUAUCGUCUACAGUUACAAAUACCUCCACGACGACGGGCGCAUCUCCUACCCCCUCUGCUUCAUCUUCUCCAGCCCAGUGGGCUGCAAACCGGAGCAGCAGAUGAUGUACGCGGGAAGCAAAAACCAGCUGGUGACGACUGUUGGGAUGUCCAAGGUGUUUGAGAUCAGAAACACGGAGGACCUGACGGAGGAAUGGCUGAAGGAGAAACUCGUGAUCUUCGGCUAAAGUAAAUAAAACCCUGUAAUCACUCCGGUCUACAAAGGACAACGAAGACCUCAGACUUCCGUGAGACGUGUUGUUCCUUCUCCCGUGCACAAUACAAGCUGCAGAUGUUCCCGUCGGUCCAUCCUCAGAUCACCUUUCCAUCUGUUGAGAGGAAACCGUGUGACUCGUGGGUAAAGCUGGUCCAGAUCUCACUCAUGGAAACGAUAUUCCCACUGAAACAUUCCAGACAAACGACAGUCUUAAACGCUGCAGACCUUUUAAUCUCCUGGGCGUCUCUGUUUAAGUGGGUCACUUGUUGGCUAAUAUUGUGCAUCAUAGCUAUUGCUGUUAUUAGUGUUUAUGAAUGUCGUGCUUCGGUCCGAUUGCUUAUUGCUGGUCGCGGUUUGACAAUAUUGUCUGUGACGUCUCCAUAAAUGCCAGUUGUGCUUAACAUUCAGACUUGAUAGGUGAAAUUCCAUCUUCCAUACAGAACAGUGUGUCUUUUUUUGAAGGCUGUUAUUGAUAUUUACAUAUUGAAUGUGCCAGCAGACCAUAAUAUCUAUUUAUACAAUUUCAUUUUUAAGUUUGAAUUGAAACACAGACUGAGGUUAACAUGACCAUUUUUGGAGUGCAGCAUGUGUCACAUACACACGUUUUAUGUGUAUUUGGUUAUUGUUCACGCCCCAAAGUACCAGGUCUUCCAUGUGUCCUGCUGAUGAUCCUCAACAUCAGCAUUUAAACCAAUCCAACGCACUAAAACGUUGAACCAGUUGCUGGUACUUUAAGGAUUAGUGGCUUUUAACAGCAGCAUAGGCGACCAGCCUCAGAUACUUAAAGCUACACACAAAUGCACUUAAAAACUGCAAAGAAUUAAUUGUAUUUCUGGCGCUAAAUGCUGUUUUUGUUGUGAGCGAUGAGGAAGAAACUUCCAUUUUCUUGAUCUGAUCCUUAAUAAAAGCUUAAUAUCCGCUCUGUUUAUUGGUCUGACCUUAAUAAAGAGUAAUGGGCACAAAAAUCCAUAUUUCACUUACUUUGUGAAACAUAAGGGAGUUUUUGUCGCUGGUUUAAAGCCCCCUACCUACAGUCAUUGAUGAUGUCAUACCAAUGCCGUGUCUUAACUUUUUAUUUUGUCAUAUAAACGUCUAAAUAAAAUUAUGAGGCCAAAAUGUAAAUGUGACACAAAUAGGUUUUGGGGGGGAAUAGAAGGUGAUUGGAGAAGCUUAGUUGGGGGAUUAUAUUUAUAUUUUUCUAACUUUCUGAUGUGUAAAAUCAUAGAUAUGACUCAAAGAUAUGUAUCCACAAUGACACCAUUUCAUAUAAAUACUAUAUGAUUAUUAAUAAUUACUCAUGUAUCAUUACUGAUUUACAUGUCAGGGCAGGAACGACAAUCAUUGAUAUCAUCAAAGCUGAGAUUUACACUGUCAGUAUUAUGCUGCUGUGGCAGAAAAACAUAACUCCAACGUGGAUAAUUAUAUGUUAAUAUAGUUCCUAGUUCUCCGAUAUCCUUUAUGGCUAAAUAAAGUUUUAUUUUAAAUGUUGAAACAUGCAAUGAACUGAUUUUGAAAUUCUUAAAACCUCAGAAAUGUGAAGAGCUACUGGAAAAUGAAUGCAUGCUUUAACGUAUGUCUGAACAGUUUCAAUAAUGCCGUAUUCAAGAAUCUGCUGCUAUGUUGCAUGCAUUUUAAAUUAUUUAGUUCAAAUGAUUAGACUGAAUUUAUUUGCACACACACUCUUUUAAAAAAGGGGCAACAUUUGCAUUUUAAACAUAUAGUUUCAGCUGCCCUCUUUAUCUGAAAUAUUACUGAUUAUACUUUCUUUAAAAAAAAAAGAAUACUCUGCUUCUGCUAUUUGUCAUAUAAAUGGGUUUUAAUGGACUGUCCAUUGAUCAUGUAUGAAUCAGAAUCAACCCCCUCAUUAUAUGGUCUAAUAACUAAGUGUUCCCUGUAUCUGGUGUUGUCCGGUGGGUCCAGCUUUCCCGACUAUGUGGUGAACAUGUUGUAUAUUAUACUUUAAACUUGCAAAUGUAUCCUUCGGCUCUUGGCGUCUUGUAUAAUCAAAUGCUUACUAUUCUAUUUUCUUUCCUUUUUAACGAAAACACAGCUGAGAAAAGUAUCAUUACCAGCUGCCUCAUGGCAUCACUGACACUUGAGAUAUUUGUAUUUUCCCAUACUUUAUAAAGUGUGUAUUGUCCUAUUGUUCAAAUAAAAUAAAAUUCAAAUUGUUCUUGUUUA
Cyclopterus lumpus (lumpfish) is the source of this 2706-nucleotide messenger RNA. It is a transcript of the gene gmfb, whose product is annotated as glia maturation factor, beta. The transcript has 8 exons. The record is from RefSeq and is a predicted model, not a curated record. Lineage: Eukaryota; Metazoa; Chordata; Actinopteri; Perciformes; Cyclopteridae. The coding region runs from base 68 to 496 and encodes 142 amino acids. Gene Ontology annotation, cellular component: actin cortical patch. Gene Ontology annotation, molecular function: actin binding; Arp2/3 complex binding. Gene Ontology annotation, biological process: negative regulation of Arp2/3 complex-mediated actin nucleation; actin filament debranching.